AUGGCGCUGGAAAUGGCAGUAGAGUUGGCAACGGAAGCUAGCCCUAAUUUAAAUCUAUCACGCCUGAACGGAGGUAGUGGGCAAGGCCCGGUCUUUUUCGCGGCGAAAUUCGACGCAAACGGCCUCGAGUCGAAUUGUCACAGGCCGUCAGACGCCGACAACCAGAUCCAACCUAGCUCUCGCCAAGCCGACGACGACGACGAACGCCCGAGUCAUCCUCAGCACGCCAUCCUACAUGCAGCCCUGUGGCGAGAUCUUGUGAACGGCAGAGUCACCGAUGAUCAGUCCAGACCGCUUAGUACGAAGACGCGCGCUUCCACCGGAAAUGCUCCAGCAGCAUCGCGUUCGAGACAUCACCUCCGUAGCAGCUGCCGUUUCGUCCCUGCUGAAGUUACUUGUAAUAAUGGCCUCUCACCACUUCGAUAUCGAAUUCGACAAAAAAUGGCCGCCAACACCUUGAAUCUCCUCCAUCCGUCCAUUUCAUUCACUAGCUGA
Pseudocercospora fijiensis CIRAD86 is the source of this 495-nucleotide messenger RNA. RefSeq lists its product as uncharacterized. Bases 1 to 495 code for a protein of 164 amino acids. Lineage: Eukaryota; Fungi; Ascomycota; Dothideomycetes; Mycosphaerellales; Mycosphaerellaceae. The record is from RefSeq and is a predicted model, not a curated record. The transcript is spliced from 8 exons.